Messenger RNA from Morone saxatilis (striped sea-bass), 4200 nucleotides. RefSeq names its product fms related receptor tyrosine kinase 3 (gene flt3). The transcript is spliced from 24 exons. NCBI's taxonomy places the organism in Eukaryota, Metazoa, Chordata, Actinopteri, Moronidae. The record is from RefSeq and is a predicted model, not a curated record. The coding region runs from base 97 to 3150 and encodes 1017 amino acids. Gene Ontology annotation, biological process: multicellular organism development; protein phosphorylation; cytokine-mediated signaling pathway. Gene Ontology annotation, cellular component: signaling receptor complex. Gene Ontology annotation, molecular function: transmembrane receptor protein tyrosine kinase activity; ATP binding.
UACUUCCCCAUUUAAAAGGUACCCACAUCUCCUUCGGUAAACCUUCGCUGUCUGACCCGCUAAUGAGUAUGUGACACUGACAGAAACAAAGCAUCAAUGCCGAGGCACAGAAAUAUGAUUGCGGCGGUCCUCCUGCUGUGUGCUGUGGAGCUGCACUCCUCUGGUGUUGUGGCAGCGCGGAAUCAGACCUGCGCACCCAGUCAAGAGGAGGCAUGUUUUGUGCCAGCUGACUAUCUUAAUGCACCUGGUCCUGUCCACGUAGAGGUGUGUGCUGGUAAGAAACUCAAUAUCCCUCUGGAGCACGUCCCUGCAUACAAAGCCUGUCAUUGGAUCAGAGGAACAGAGCCAGUACUCACAGUAAACGGGAGUAGCUCCAUGGUCCUACCACCGCUCUCUGAGACAGAUUCAGGGGAGUACACACUGAGCUGUGAAACUAACAGUGAGACCAGGUCCUCAGUGAGUGUGUCUCUUCAUGUAGCAAUGAAACGUCCCACAAAACCAAAGCUGAUCCUGGAGCGUGUGAAGGAACAAAACAAGUCUCCUUAUUUCACAUGCAUCUCUGAGGGCUGCCCAAAGCCCACGCUUGAACUGUCUGGAAACAACAAAUGGGAAAAUGUUGCUACAGACAGUGACAAGGUACAGAUUACAAAAAGCAGUGUUGUUUAUUAUAAUACUGGAAUGAUGUGCUGUGCUACAAAUGCUGAAGGACAAGAAUGCUCCCAACUGUAUGACUACGACCUAAAGACUGACUCACAUGAGGUUCCUAAUGUAACCGUGAGUCCUGGUGAGUCUUUACUGCUUCGCUGCCGCAUAGGCGACUAUUGGCGACCGCCACCUGUGUGGGAGAAGGGCAGCGAAAGAAUGGAUGCAGAAACAUUAGCAUGCCCUUCUAAAGUGAAGGAGGAGAUCUGCAUUAAAAAUGACUCGCAUUCUGGGACUAAAAUGGCCUACAUGUUCAUCGAAUCAGUUAGUGUGGACCACACUGGCACAUACACCUGCAGGUGUAAUGACAACACACGUGUCAAGUCUGUCUACAUUCACGUCCAAACUGAGGAUUUCGUCUCUGUACAGCUGGGUGAGAGCAAGAUCAUACUAGCUCAGAAUGCAACGAUUUUGGAAGCCAGUGUUUCCUACCACCCGGUGCUCCAGCACUGCUCAUGGGAAGCUCCUAAUAAUAUUCUGACUAAAUGCAUCAGGGACGACUGGGUGACAAAACACAGGACUGUGAAACUACGUGCUCCACUCAUAUCAGGAGAUUAUAAGUUACACUUGCAGGCUGGAGAACAACGCCUAACAAAGAUUAUAUCAGUGUGUAUUGUGGACACACCAAAAUUCAGAUUUUGGUUUACGUAUGAUACCUUCACCUUUGAGACUGCGAGUCUUGUGCCAGCAUAUUAUACCUGGAAGUCUUGUUCUUCAGUCAAUGACAGCAGUUGUGACACAGACUCCUCCUGGACAGAGAUCCCAGAUGCCUUUCAAACAGACUCUGAUGCCGUCUGUAAUAAGACAAUCAGGAGUUCUCUGAGGAGCGAGCUAGUGGAGGGAGACCAACUCAGAUUCUGCCUGACAAACUCAAUUGGCACCUGGUGCGAAACUAAACACGCAAUAACCCGGUUACCGUCACUCCUGGCCGUCAGCAGCAGUGAUCCAAAUAAUGAUGAGAGCUUGAUGAUGCUGAAAGUAGGCAGUUUGCUUCUGCUUGUGGCUUUGGCAGUAGUCUGCGUGGUGCUCACGUACUUUGUCAGAAAGAAGAGACCCAAGUAUCAGCCCCAGCUGCAGAUGAUCCAGAUGGUUGGACCCAAUGACAACGAUUACAUCUACAUUAACUUCAAGGACUUUACGUACGACCCGAAAUUGGAGUUUCCCAGGGAGAACCUGGAACUGGGUGAUGAACUGGGCUCCGGGGCUUUUGGCAUGGUGGUCCAGGCUACAGCUUACGGCAUCAACAAGCCUGGAGUCUCACAGCAGGUGGCCGUCAAGAUGCUCAAAGAAAAACACCAGGACGUGGAGAAGGAGGCUCUGAUGUCAGAGCUCAAGAUGCUGACUCACAUCGGUCACCAUGCCAACAUUGUUAACCUGCUCGGAGCAUGCACGGAGACAGGACCCAUAUACCUGAUUUUCCAGUACUGCUGUUAUGGAGAUCUGUUGAACUACCUAAAGAAAAACAGAGAGCACUACCACAAGUCUGUGACUGAUGCUUUCAACAAGGACCGUUUCAGCAGCCUUUACCACAACCUGCAGCCCAAGAAAAGCCCUAGUGUGACCGACACAGCAAUGGACACCUAUGUGACCAUGCACAGCUCUACCACCAGAGGGCAGGAGGACAUCGCCCUCCUCACCCUCAACUCUGGAGGCAUGGACAGCUUUGAAGACUUGGAUAUCUAUGAAAACCAAGAUGAUCCGACAGAGGACCUGCAAACCCUGACCUUUGAUGACCUGCUCAACUUUGCCUACCAAGUGGCCAAGGGCAUGGAGUUCCUCUCCGCCAAGAAUUGUAUCCAUCGAGACCUGGCAGCUCGAAAUGUGUUAGUGACAAAGGGCAGACUGGUGAAAAUUGGUGACUUUGGACUGGCUCGGGACAUCGAAAAUGACUCCAACUAUGUUGUGAGAGGAAAUGUGCGAUUGCCGGUGAAGUGGAUGGCACCAGAGAGUACCUUUCAGGGGAUAUACACCAUGAAGAGCGACGUCUGGGCUUAUGGCAUUCUGCUCUGGGAGAUCUUCUCACUUGGUGUUACUCCGUACCCGGGGAUGAAGGUGGAUCACACGUUCUAUUCAAUGAUUGAGAGAGGAUUUAAGAUGGAGUGUCCAUACUACGCCGACGAGACUGUGUACGGGAUGAUGUGUAAAUGUUGGGCUCUGGAUCCCUGCAACCGGCCAUCUUUCUCCAAGCUGGUGUCCUUUAUGUGUGAUCAGCUGACAGACAGAGAGGAGAUGAUCUACCACAACAUGCUUAACCAGACACCCAGUGAAUACCAGAAUGCAUCGACCAUUUUGGACAUUUCCGCCCUGGCAAAACAGAGUGAGAGCAAGACGCAGUCGGCCAACGACUACCAUCGAACCCACGCGACUGAAGAAAGCAAAGAGGGAAUGUCCGACCCGGAUGUUGUGGCAGCUGAGGACGAGCUUCUGAAGCCAUCGGAUGCAGAGUGAUCAUCACCUUAUCACUGGAAGCAUUUGUUCAUCCAGGACACAAAAUCAGCUCCAGCCAAAUGGUGGUAAACUAAAGAGUUUAAAAGUUUAACAUUUACAUCCAUUUGGCUGGCGGACAAAAGUUAUUUUGCACUUUGUUUUUUCCACAUUUUAUAACAAAGUUGUUCUCAUGAUAAUAAUAAUCUCAAUAUUUACAGUAGAAUGCUCUUGCUUUAUACUCAUCUUUAGACUUCAUUUUAGACUUAGUAAACAUAUGUAGCAUUCAUUUUAUUUUAUAUACAUAUAUUUUGGGGGGGCUUUUAUUGCCUUUAAUUGAUAGUUACAGUUGAAGAGUGACAGGAAACAGCGGAGAAAGAGAGAGAGAGCGGGGGGUGAUAAGCAGCAAAGGGCCACAGGUCAGAUUCAAACCCAUGGCCGCAGUAGCAAGGACUCAGCCUUUAUUCAUAGGGCGCCACACAUAGCAUUCAUUUAACAUUAACAUAACGAUUCAUAACCUGCAAUCAAACAUACAAAGGUUUUAAUUAUGUAUAUGGGAUUUCAGUAAAUUCUAUUUUCACGAUGACAAUGUGGUAUGAAUGUAAAUACAGUAUUUCUGUUUUCCUUGAAUCAUAUGUAACAUACAUAUAUUGACAUGUAAGCUAUAGAGCUUUACCUCUUUCUACUUUAGGCCUACACUGUAGCAACUGAUCAAUAUUUGGUUUUAGAUUUUAUUUUAUACUUUAUUAUUAUAAUGCAUAUGGAAACAACCUUUUGCCUUAAAAUAUUGUUCUGCAAUAGAAUGUAAUUGUUGUUUGUUGUGGUCUCUUAUAUUAGCGGUUAUUACUUACAGAUUGACUGAGCAGUUUUUGUACACAUUCAAAUGUUUUUUAAAAACAAGCUUUACUUAUAUAUUAUGAAAUAUUUUAAUGGAUCUUUUUUUUACUUUUUGUAUUAAGCAUUAUACCUACAAUAAAAUGUACUUGACAGAAAACCUGGUGACCCCAGUAUAGGUCAGUUGUUCUCAACUGCUUUGGCUUUGACAUGAUAAUAAUAAAGUAAAUAAUAAAGUCA